Messenger RNA from Paraglomus brasilianum, 348 nucleotides. Lineage: Eukaryota; Fungi; Glomeromycota; Glomeromycetes; Paraglomerales; Paraglomeraceae. The record is from the annotation of a GenBank genome assembly.
AUGCGUUGUGAAUAUAUUCUCCAUGCAUGUAUCACUAUUGUCAAAAACAUUACUGGUGAGGAAAUCUCACUGAACCCGCAUUUGGAAGUUGCUGGAGAGAAAUCUACAGGUCGUGUGGAUUACACAGUCAAAGCGCUCGAGGAAUUAAUUUGUAUCACAGAAGGCAAGCCAUAUCAAAUCGCCAUUGGGGUUGCUCAGGUUGCAUAUUACGCAAUGCUUCAACCCAAUGGAAAGAAACGAAAGGUCGCUUUCGGGGAAGAAUACGAACCAUCUUUACGGAAUAAUCACUACAGCCAUGGAGUGGUAUUUUCUCCUCUACACUUCAGAAGGAAUUUCAUGUACAUGUAA